Soboliphyme baturini is the source of this 381-nucleotide messenger RNA. NCBI's taxonomy places the organism in Eukaryota, Metazoa, Nematoda, Enoplea, Dioctophymatida, Soboliphymatidae. The record is from the annotation of a GenBank genome assembly.
AUGAAAAAUCAUACCAGAUAUUUAGAUGACAAUGGCCAAGCAAUUACUCCAGUGCCUGAUAUAAAGAAGGAACGAGGAAACAAACAGCCCCAAAAAAGCGGUGGCGGCGGUGGUGGUGGCGGUGGCCGUGGCGGUGGCGGUGGCCAUAACGUACAUAUAACUACCACUGUCCAUCAGGCUUCGACUCCGGAGAGGGAGCCUGUCAAACGGCUGCCACGCACAAGGAAGACAACAGGCACGCAAUUUACGCAAUUUCGGAAUGAAGAGGUAGUGAGGAAAAGUAACGAAGCGGUGCUCUGUGAGAACAUCGGAAUGAUGUUUAUUUUAAACUGCUCGCGUGGAAUAAUUGGAGGGCAAGUCUGGUGCCAGCAACCGCGGUAA